AUGGUCCUUGUAAUCCCAACUUGCAGAGACCUUGGCAUUGGGAUUGUAUUCAGUCCUCUAGGAAGAGGGUUCUUCUCACUAGGUCUAGGGAUCACUGACAAGUUUUCAGAUAAUGACUUCCGAAUGAUUCUACCCAAGUUCCAACCUGAGAAUCUGGAGCACAAUAAAACUCUUUACAAGAGGGUUAAUGAAAUGGCUAUGAGGAAGGGAUGCACCCCAUCACAACUAGCUUUGGCUUGGGUUCAUCAUCAAGGGAACGACAUUUUUCCGAUACCGGGUACUAUCAAGAUUGAGAAUUUGAACCAGAACAUUGGAGGUUUGUCUGUGAAUCUAACACCUGAAGAAAUGGUUGAGCUCGAAUCUAUGGCUGAAGUAGUCAAGGGUGAUAGAUAUCCCCCCAAAUUUCCUACUUGGAAGACUGUAGACACCCCACCCUUGUCCUCGUGGAAUGCUGAAUAA
This is a messenger RNA of Ilex paraguariensis (yerba mate), 459 nucleotides long. The record is from the annotation of a GenBank genome assembly. Lineage: Eukaryota; Viridiplantae; Streptophyta; Magnoliopsida; Aquifoliales; Aquifoliaceae.